This is a messenger RNA of Thlaspi arvense, 906 nucleotides long. The record is from the annotation of a GenBank genome assembly. Lineage: Eukaryota; Viridiplantae; Streptophyta; Magnoliopsida; Brassicales; Brassicaceae.
AUGUGGCCUUACGGCGACUCCCUUGACAUUCCAACUGGUCGUUGGUCUGACGGCCACAUUGUCCCAGAUUUCGUCGGUCGAUUGAUUGGUAAUAACGAACCGAUUCCUCCGGUACAUGACCCAAAAGCCGAUCUUUCUCGAGGAGCAAGCUUCGCCAUUUCUGGAGCACUUGUUCUCGGACCUCGAAAUGACACUAUGAGGUUUGGACAACAGGUAUCGAAGUUUGUAGAGUUACAUAAGAAAUGGAGCGAUAAAGAACGAGCAGAAGCUAUAUACAUGAUCUCCAUCGGAUCUGAUGAUUACUUGAAUUUCGCCAAGGCUCAUCCUAAUGCCACUCCCCUGGAGCAGAUUACUCAUGUUGCCAAUGUUCUCCAAACUUUAUCCAGAGAUCUAACGUAUUUAUACAAGUCAGGUGGGGCGAGGAAGUUUGCGGUACAGAACUUGGGACCGCUUGCUUGCUUACCAAUAGUGAGACAAGAGUUUCAGUCAGGUGAAAGUUGUAUGGAGAUGCUUAACUUCAUGGUGACAAAACACAAUGAACGGCUUCAUCGUCUUCUCUCCGCGAUGACCGUACCAUACCGUAGCUUCCGGUACACCCUCUUUGAUUUCAACGGUGAAAUUCUCCGAAGGAUCAAUGAACCAUCUCGCUAUGGAUAUACUGAUACAACGACCUCUUGCUGCGGUACUGGAUCGAGAAACGCGUUCGGGUGCGGUUAUAGCAACGUGCAUUCGAAACUCUGUAGUUACCCGAAAUCAUUUCUUUUCUUCGACGGGCGUCACAACACCGAGAGAACCGAUGAAGAUCUCGCUAAUCUCUUCUAUUCCGGAGACAAACAUGUCGUCUCUCCGGUUAACAUAAAAGAUCUCGUGGGUAAACAUGUCGUCUCUUCGGCGCAAGAAAUCUAA